Juglans microcarpa x Juglans regia is the source of this 1541-nucleotide messenger RNA. RefSeq names its product auxin-responsive protein IAA27-like. The record is from RefSeq and is a predicted model, not a curated record. The transcript is spliced from 5 exons. Gene Ontology annotation, cellular component: nucleus. Gene Ontology annotation, biological process: regulation of DNA-templated transcription. NCBI's taxonomy places the organism in Eukaryota, Viridiplantae, Streptophyta, Magnoliopsida, Fagales, Juglandaceae. Bases 264 to 1238 code for a protein of 324 amino acids. Gene Ontology annotation, molecular function: protein binding.
UCCUCUUUAUACACAAUCUCUUUCGCAAAUGUAUUCGUUUUUAUAUCCAUUUCUUAGUUACAGUUCAGAGAGAGAGAGAUAGGGUGGCCAAAGCCCAAAGGAGCUUCACUUUUCUUCGUCUUCAUGAUCAUUACCAACCCCAUAUCCUUUUACACUCUGUAUCCCUGAGACUCUGUUCUAAACAGCUUCUUCUUCUUCCUUUUAGGCAUUUUGGGCUUUUGUAAGUGUUUAUAACUGUAAACUUAAGCUCUGGUGAAGCUUUCAUGUCUGUGCCUUUGGAGCAUAAUUACAUAGGCUUAUCGGAGGCUCCUCCUUCAAUGGAAGGCUCUGAGAGGUCCUCUGAGAGGACCAGUGGUGGUUUGAACCUCAAGGCGACUGAGUUAAGACUUGGCCUGCCCGGCUCCGACUCACCCGAAAGAGAUAAGGGGAUGGUGACAGAGGACAAGGCCGGGUACCCGCUUGGGGUGCUGAAGAGCUUGUUAGUGGUGUCUGGUGCCAAGAGGGGCUUCUCUGACGCCAUUGAUGGAGGCUCUGGGAAGUGGGUUUUCUCUGGGAGUGGCGGAUCUGAGGCUGAGUCGGGUAAAGGUGGCAACUUGUUCUCUCCCAGAGGUGUUAAUGGCGCAGGGAAAGGUGGUCUUGUGGGUGGGUCCGAGGGUGCAAAUCAGAAUACGGGUUUGGGCGGUCCGAUUCUGAAAGAUGGUGUUGUUCCUCAGUCACCUAAGCCGUCGCAGGAGAAGAAGCCCCAGCUCUCUGCUCCUGCGGCAAAGGCACAAGUUGUUGGAUGGCCACCAAUUCGUUCUUACCGGAAGAAUUCAAUGGCAUCUCAUCCUCCAAAGAAUGAAGAUGACACAGAGGGCAAACUGGGAUCUGGAUGUCUUUAUGUCAAGGUCAGCAUGGAUGGUGCUCCGUACCUAAGAAAAGUUGAUCUCAAAACUUACGGUAGCUAUAGGGAACUCUCUUCUGCGCUGGAAAAGAUGUUCAGCUGCUUUACAAUUGGUCAGUGUGGCUCACAUGGAGUUCCCAGCAGAGAUGGAUUGAGCGAGAGUCGGUUAAUGGACCUCCUCCAUGGUUCUGAAUAUGUACUCACCUAUGAAGACAAGGAUUCUGAUUGGAUGUUGGUUGGUGAUGUUCCCUGGGAGAUGUUCACUGACUCUUGUAAGAGGAUGAGGAUCAUGAAGAGUUCCGAGGCUAUUGGGCUAGCACCAAGGGCAAUGCAGAAGUGUAAAAACCGCAACUAGUGCAACACUACUGCAGUAUGCAUACUAUGUUCCAGUCAAGCAUAUGAUGUUGGAAGAGGUUUCUAUCGAGAUGCAGAAAGCCAUGAACGGGUCUUGAAAUUAGGCCCACCCUUUCCCUUUUACUUAUGGUUCUUAAUAUUGAAAGAUUGUAUUGGAAAAACAAUGUAGUAGAGACAAAGAUAUAUCAUCCCUAGAUGGUUCCAGGUUUCUUAGGUUUGCUCCCUCUCAUGUCUCUUGCUGUCAGUGUAAUAUGAUUGCUGUUUGUUAAGAUCACAGUAUUAUGUAUAUUGUUUGUUUUCUGUA